ACUUCAACCCUCAGUAUGGCUCCCAGAUACCUGGUUACCGUGGUGAUCUCCCUGCUGUGCGUCACGCUGAGCAUGCUCAGUCCACCUGCGUCUGCCUAUGGCCCCCGUAACUAUGCCUGCUGUGUGAGGUACACCAAGAACCCCCAGGAUAUUGAUCUGAUUAAGGGCUACAUUGAACAGAAAUCAGUGGAGGUCUGCCGUAUCGAAGCUAUCAUUUUUUACCUCAAAUCCAAUACAAAGGUGUGUGCCGACCCGAAGGCUGGCUGGGUGAGGAGGGUUCUGAAGCAGCUCAGUGUCAAGCUGGAGGAAAUGUCUGGUAAGACCGCCCCUACCCUGGGAAGAGGCAGGAGCCUGGCCAGGUCCUUCCCCGGCAGCAGCAACACCACCCUGUAGAGCUGACACGCCAUGAACCGCACUGCUCAACCAGCGUGAGGUGGUUGUUUUGGAUUGUCAGGCAUUGCUUAAAAUGUCAGGGGUCUUUCUGUUAAAAAGCUGAACUAUUCGUCCACUGCUUUAAUAGAAAAGCUUUAUUUUUAGAACUGUAAUCUUUUAAUAAAUAACAAUUUGAAAUGA
This is a messenger RNA of Osmerus eperlanus (European smelt), 573 nucleotides long. RefSeq names its product C-C motif chemokine 20-like. Gene Ontology annotation, biological process: immune response. Gene Ontology annotation, cellular component: extracellular region. Gene Ontology annotation, molecular function: chemokine activity. The coding region runs from base 16 to 393 and encodes 125 amino acids. Lineage: Eukaryota; Metazoa; Chordata; Actinopteri; Osmeriformes; Osmeridae. The transcript is spliced from 4 exons. The record is from RefSeq and is a predicted model, not a curated record.